AUGAAGUUCACCACUUUUCUAGCGAUAGCCGCCGCCGUGAAGCUCAUUGCGGCGAGCCCUUCGCGUAUUACCCCCCGAGACUCCAAUGGAAAAGCCACAGUUGAUGUGUCUAAGAAGACCGGCCCAGCAAAAUUUCUUGGGUCAAAUUUCAUAUAUGGAUUUCCCGACAAUGGUGAAGAGGCGCAGACUGUUAUUCCCGAUCAUUUCCUCACAGAUAUCAAGUUCAAUGCCUGCCGUGCUGGUGGUGCACAAACAGUGUUUACCGGUUGGGGUGCUGGUGGGUAUGACCAGUAUAUUGGGCGAUUUAAAUCCACCUUAUCCAACUAUCGUUCGACUCGGAAGUUCAAUGGGGACUUCAUUUUAUUGAUUCACGAUCUUUGGGGAGCGGAUGGUUCAUCGUCCGAUAGUGCUCUUGUGCCCGGUGACAACGGGAAUUAUUCAGAGUUCGAGAAAUUCUUGGCCCAGUUGAAGAAGGAUAUCAAUGAGAAUGAUAUGCUAGACGGGCUUGUCAUUGAUAUCUGGAAUGAGCCAGAGUUGGAAAUUUUCUGGAAACGUUCGUGGGAGCAGUACCUCGACUACUAUGUGCAUGCAACGGCUUUGGUCAGAAAAUACUUCCCCGAUACCCUCAUUAGCGGUCCCUCGUUCGCGCAUGCCCCCAGCCUCGAUAAUGAAAAAUGGAAUACGUGGAUGGAUGUCGUUGCUGGCAACAAAAGCCUACCCGACCGCUACUCUUGGCAUCAGAUUGGCUCGUGGGAGCGUCAACCGGACACAACCGUACCAGACUUUGAUACUCUGCGCUCUUCAUAUAAUUUACCCAAGAAACCUAUCGACUUGAACGAGUACGCAUGGACCGACGAGCAAAACCCUUCCACAUCAGUUUACUACCUCUCCCAGCUCGAAAGACACAACGUCCGUGGCCUUCGCGCUAAUUGGGGAUCUGGCGGUGGUCUACAUGAUUAUCUUGCUAACUUGGUCUACAAAAAUGAUGCUGGCGAGUAUCAUCCAAAUGGAGAAUGGCAUCUAUACAAAUACUACGCGAGUAUGACGGGAGACCGACUCGCAACAAGUGCGUCGGACGAUCUACUCUUCGAUGUAUUUUCAACAAUCUCAGAUCGUCAUGUGAAAAUAUUAGCCGGAACGCGGACCAUUCAAGCCCCAUACGAUGUUAGUGUGGGUAAGCUAUCGGCUCUUGGACUUCCCCGUGACGGUAAAAUUGGCAUUCGCACAUACCGCUUUGACUGGAAUGGUCAAUUUGCAGAUGUGAAAAGUCCGGUGGACUUGGGGUGCUCUAAGUAUUCGAUUGUCUCAGACCAGGUUCGUUUUCUCAUUCCUUCAGGGUUCGAUGGACAUAUCUUGCCGAAAUGCAUAUAG
Messenger RNA from Penicillium cosmopolitanum, 1371 nucleotides. Its product is annotated as glycoside hydrolase family 39 protein. The record is from RefSeq and is a predicted model, not a curated record. The transcript has 2 exons. The coding region runs from base 1 to 1371 and encodes 456 amino acids. Lineage: Eukaryota; Fungi; Ascomycota; Eurotiomycetes; Eurotiales; Aspergillaceae.